Camelina sativa (false flax) is the source of this 991-nucleotide messenger RNA. RefSeq names its product polyadenylation and cleavage factor homolog 4-like. The record is from RefSeq and is a predicted model, not a curated record. Lineage: Eukaryota; Viridiplantae; Streptophyta; Magnoliopsida; Brassicales; Brassicaceae. Gene Ontology annotation, cellular component: cytoplasm; mRNA cleavage factor complex. Gene Ontology annotation, biological process: termination of RNA polymerase II transcription; mRNA 3'-end processing. Gene Ontology annotation, molecular function: mRNA binding; RNA polymerase II complex binding.
AAGAACAGAUUUAACCCCAGUUCUUCGUCUACAUGGCAUUACGGGAUUGGUUGGGAAUUUUUUGCAAUCGGGAUAAUUUUCAUUUCUCUUCUUCUUCCAAAACUCAACUAGGUUUUCUUCGAGAAAGAGAGAAAACGGCGAAAUUGAUCUUUGCAUAGCUUUUCCGACAAAUCAGAGAAGAAGACUAAUUCGCGACUUCGAGCAUGAGGCCAAACAUUGUUGCCGAGGGGGAAUGGAAUCAGAGAAACUCCUCAAUCCAAGGCUUCUUUCGAUUAAUAGCAGUACCACCACCAACAACACCACUGGUCACAAAGCGAUGUCCGUUGAGUUGCCGCAGAAACCGCCGCCGCCGCCGUAUUUGCUUGACCGGUUCAAGGCUCUGCUUAAUCAGCGUGAGGAUGAGUUCGGUGGUGGUGAGGAGGUUUUGCCUCCGGUUAUGGAUGAGAUUGUUCAGCUUUAUGAGGUUGUUAUGGGAGAGCUUACUUUCAAUUCCAAGCCUAUUAUUACUGAUCUCACUAUUAUCGCUGGUGAACAACGGGAAGACGGUGAAGGAAUCGCUAAUGCCAUUUGCACUCGAAUCCUUGAGGUUCCAGUUUAGCAAAAGUUGCCUUCUCUGUAUCUAUUAGACAACAUCGUUAUUUCUCAUCUCGUCUACCAGAGGUCUUCUGUCUAGCAUACAAGCAAGCACAUCCGAGUUUACAUCCUUCAAUGCGUCAUUUGUUUGGGACUUGGUCAAGUGUUUUUCCACCGCCUGUACUACGCAAGAUUGAGGUGUAAUUGCAACUUUCUUCUGCAACAAACCUAAUGGCCCUGCAGCAGAUGGUUUUCCCAAGAGGUUCAGUGAUGGAGCUAUUCCUUCUAAUCAAGCCCUUAAAUAUGGAAUGGGUCGACCUACUGGCAGAGAUCGUAGCAGAGCUGGUGAAUAUUUGCGAUCAUCUAACCCAGCAUUAAGAAGUGUAAGGGCAAGACCUAGAGUAGGAAACACAAGUGA